GGUACACAGCACACAUCCUCCAUUAGGUAGCUGCAUUCGGUUGAGGCCAACCGGCAACCACACACUACUGCUCAGUACUCACUAGCAGCAGCGAUGAGGAGGUUGCGGUUGCAGCAGCUCGCCGUCGUCGUGGCGGUACUGGCGGUGGUGUGUCCGGCUUUGUGCCGGGAGCAGCAGAACAAUGGGACGGCGGCGGUGGCGGGGGAGGAGAGGCGGAGUCCGAGGGCGACGGCGGUGAUCGUGUUCGGCGACUCCAUCGUUGACCCGGGGAACAACAACAACCUGCACACCCAGAUCAAGGCCAACCAUCCGCCCUACGGCAAGGACUUCGACGGCCACGUCGCCACUGGCCGCUUCUCCAACGGCCUCGUGCCCUCUGACCUCGUCGCCCAGAAACUUCACGUGAAGAAGCUCGUUGCUCCGUGGCUCAAUGUCGACCACACUCCGGAGGACCUCCUCACGGGCGUUAGCUUUGCCUCAGGCGCCACAGGAUAUGAUCCCCUAACUCCAAAGAUCGUGAGUGUGAUCACGCUGGAACAACAACUGGAGUACUUCGAUGAGUAUCGCCGCAAGUUGGUGGCCAUCGCCGGCGAGGAAGAGGCCGAGAGGAUCAUCGACGGCGCCUUCUUUUUUGUGUGCGCUGGCUCGGAUGACGUGGCCAACACCUACUUCACCACUCCGUUCCGAAUCCUGGAGUACGACAUCCCGUCCUACGUGGACCUCCUCCUCGUCGGCGUGGACAAGUUCCUCCGAAGCGUGAGCGCUCGCGGAGCAAAGCUUAUCGGUUUCGUGGGCCUUCCACCUAUCGGGUGUGUGCCGUCGCAGCGGACGGUCGGCGGCGGGUUGCACCGUCGCUGCGAGCCCAAACGCAACUACGCGGCACAACUCUACAACUCGAGGGUGCAGGUGCUCAUUGACGGGUUGAACGCGGAGCCUGGGUUCAACACCCGCGUUGUCUACUUGGGGAUCUAUGACAUCAUCCGAGAGCUCGCCGAGGGCGGGGAGCGGUGGGGGUUCACAGAGACGACCCGCGGGUGUUGUGGGACUGGGCUCAUUGAGGUGACGAAUCUCUGCGACUCGAGGUUCAUGGCGGUGUGCCAAGACGUAUCCAAGCAUGUCUUCUUCGACAGCUUCCAUCCCACGCAAAGGGCGUACAAGAUCAUUGUUGAUAACAUGUGGGACACCUACGGCCACCUCCUGCAACCCUAAAUGGAGGUUUUGACAUCUAUUGGGCGCCAUGGAUCGACGAACAAAGAAAUUGUAAAUGACCUAUAUACUUGUCAGAUAUUUUCUUUUACUAUUUAAGAUCCACUUAUGGACAUGCAAGCAAUCAAGCCGGUUCCCAAAAGAUGGAGAAAUAUAGGAAAAUUGUUCUCUA
Messenger RNA from Aegilops tauschii subsp. strangulata, 1378 nucleotides. Its product is annotated as GDSL esterase/lipase EXL3. NCBI's taxonomy places the organism in Eukaryota, Viridiplantae, Streptophyta, Magnoliopsida, Poales, Poaceae. The record is from RefSeq and is a predicted model, not a curated record. Gene Ontology annotation, molecular function: hydrolase activity, acting on ester bonds.